UAUUUUUUAUUUUAUACACAUCUUUCUUCAUCACCAUGCCACUCUCUCUCUGUUGAGGUUUCCCUUACACUCAGAAAAUUAAAUAAAGAUGGACCGAAAUCAAUGACUUUCCUAUAGAUUCUCCAAAAAUUCAAGCUCUGUUAGGGUUUCCCAAUUUCACAGAGGACGUUGUGAAUGAUGCCGGCAAAAUCUGAAAAAGAAGAUCGACGUUUAGACCACAGUGGACCGAGCCCGUUCCAAACAAACAUUUACUCGCAACCUUGGUGGCGUGAUGUGGGGAACAGUCCCUCUUUAGGUGACACUGCAUCAAAAUUGUCUUCAGUAGAAAACCUAAAUGGUUCUCUUGCGAAUGCAGCAAUACAAUCACAAGUUAAUACUGGCUUACAGAAAGGAGCUAUGGUGAGCAAAGACAUGCAGACCGAUGUAACAUCGCAAUCUGAUGAAAGUAAUGAACAAGAACACCAUCUCAAACACAUUCCAUCACCAACAACUGUUACCAUGGGCGGACACCUUGAACCAAAUUCCCAGAUGGAACUUGUUGGCCACUCAAUUGUUUUGACUUCAAAUCCAUAUACAGAUCCACAGUAUGGCGGGAUGUUUGCUUCUUAUGGAGCACAAGCUAUGGUACCUCAAUUAUAUGGAAUGCCACACGCCAGAAUGCCCUUGCCCCUUGAAAUGGAAGAGGAGCCUGUUUAUGUAAAUGCAAAACAGUUUCAUGGUAUUAUGAGGCGAAGACAGGCACGUGCUAAGGCAGAGCUUGCAAAAAAGGCAGUAAAAGUUAGAAAGCCGUAUCUACAUGAGUCUCGACACCAGCAUGCUUUGAGAAGGGCAAGAGGUUGUGGUGGCCGUUUUCUCAAUACAAAGAAGCUUGAUAAUAACGCUACCAAUCCCACAUCAGAGAAGGGUAGUGGAGAUUUGAAUUCCUCUGGUGAUCUGGAAGAAGGAAAAGGGUCACAGGCUUCCUCCAACGGUCAUGGUAAUGGCCAUACACUCUCAUCAAGAUAUCAUUCAUCAUCACAUGAUGGCAGCUUCUUGGGUCAGCAAAAGGAAACCACACACGGGAAUAGGGUGUCUAAUGGAGCUGUCUCCAUUCAUUAAACUUCCACCUCGAGUUGUACGGGGCCUUCAGCAUUGUUGGUUUGAUUAUCAACUCCAAUAGAGACAUCGUUUAAUUUCCUUUUUCUCCUGGCUAGUCUUUGUAUCUUAUGUAAGGUUUGCCUUCUGCAGGAAAAGCUGGAGGCAUUAGCCAUGUUCAACUUGGGAGGAAACCUUUCCUGUGCUGUGUUUCUCAGGCAAUUCAUUCUUGGCUUUAGGUCUUUGGUUUCUUGGUGCAUUCAUGGUGGUGAGAGUGUAGCAUAUGUGAUGGACUUCAUGCUGUCUUCAGACUUGAACUAAUUUCAUCUCUCUUCUUUUAGUCGCUUCUGUAAAAAUGGCAAAAACUUGUGUAUCUACCUAGUAGAAAUUACUCUCGAACGUAGUAAUUCCAAAUGGUCUGCAUUUGAACUUUCA
This is a messenger RNA of Populus nigra (black poplar), 1509 nucleotides long. Its product is annotated as nuclear transcription factor Y subunit A-7-like. The record is from RefSeq and is a predicted model, not a curated record. The transcript has 7 exons. Bases 175 to 1098 code for a protein of 307 amino acids. Gene Ontology annotation, molecular function: RNA polymerase II cis-regulatory region sequence-specific DNA binding; DNA-binding transcription factor activity, RNA polymerase II-specific. Gene Ontology annotation, biological process: regulation of transcription by RNA polymerase II. Gene Ontology annotation, cellular component: CCAAT-binding factor complex. NCBI's taxonomy places the organism in Eukaryota, Viridiplantae, Streptophyta, Magnoliopsida, Malpighiales, Salicaceae.